Messenger RNA from Nymphaea colorata (pocket water lily), 1692 nucleotides. RefSeq lists its product as uncharacterized. The coding region runs from base 39 to 1541 and encodes 500 amino acids. Lineage: Eukaryota; Viridiplantae; Streptophyta; Magnoliopsida; Nymphaeales; Nymphaeaceae. The transcript is spliced from 9 exons. The record is from RefSeq and is a predicted model, not a curated record.
UAUCAGUCGCGGGGGAGAGAGAGGGAGAGAGAGAGAGAAUGGCGGAUAGCUCUUCCCCAAAGUUGGAGGAGCCGACAAAGGGAUGGGGAGGGUGGGGAUUCUCUUCUGCCUUCGCUGUCCUCUCCGACAUCCAGAAGGCUGCCUCCAAUGCCGCUGAGGAGAUCUCCAAGAACGCUGUUGAAGUUGCGAAGACUGCAGCGAAGGGAAUCUCGGAAUUGCAGAGUGUUGCUGAGACCGAGCCUGGAUUAUUGGCUGAGGGAAAAUCGGAGGAAAGUGAAAUCAAAGAGGCCGCAGAAAGUGAAACGGAAAAAUUGAGGAAGUUGGCUCUAGACAAGCUUGAGAAGGCUAGUGAAGAUUCAGUUUUAAGUCAGGGGCUCAAAGUUCUUGAUAGUUCAGUUGAAAACAUUACAUCUGGAGCAUGGCAAGCACUAAGCAGUGCUUGGAAAGGUGGCUCAACUUUGGUGCACAAGCUUGAGAGUUCUGCUACAAACCUUGCUGAUUCCAUCCAACAUGGUGGUCUACCUGUAAAUGCGUCUUCCCUUGCACCUUCUAUAAUAGAGACUGGGAAAGCUUUUACAGCAAAGGGAAUGCAAGUGUUAGAGUUUGUUGGCAAGGAGACUAUAGACUUGUUGAUUGAUGAAACUGGGAUUGAAGUUGAUAAGGACCCGAGUGAAGCCGAGCAACAUGAUGAAGAGGAGCAGUUUUCUGAUGACAUUUCAUUUGAUCGAUGUUUUUACAUUUAUGGUGGUCCGGAGCAGCUCGAGGAACUUGAAGCUUUAUCCAAUCAUCACAUGCUUCUGUUUAACCGUAAGAAGACAAAAUUGCCACCUGCGCAGAAGGCCUUGUAUGAUGGGGAGCUCAAGCAGGUUAAACUGAUUUUAACUUUAAAUACUGAAAACGAUGGUAGCAGCUUGGAUCUAGACAAGGGAAAGACGGUUGAGACGAUUGAGGUGGCUGAUGGUAGUGAGAUGAAAGCAUUAUGUGAAUCAAGUGUCAGCAAAGCUGCUGAAAUGGCUGCUGGGUUUGCAGCAGCUCUUGAGGGAAUUGCUGCAAACGAAAUAAUUCAGCGCACUACAGGCAGACUUGAAGCAAUUCAUUCAGAGGGCGUACAUCGUCUCUCAGAACUAUGCUGCUUUGGAGUUUCACAACUUUUGAUGCUUGGAAAAUCUAUGAUGUCAAGUGUUAACAAGUCACAGGAUGAUGAAAUUGAGGAGGAUGGUGGUGACAAAAUUGAGUGGCCUAAUGAUUCCAUCUCGAAAGCAAAGCUCAUUAGGUUGAAAGCACAGGCAAUCACUGGAGAUGUGGCAGCAGUCUCUAACAGUUUUGUAACAGGCAUUUCAGAUGUGCUAGAAGCCUAUGUAGCUGCAGUAAAGAAGGCAUCUACCGACAGUGGGCUUCUGCAAAAUAGCUCCAUCCAUGAUAAAGCUCAUGCUAUCUCUGAUUACCUGCAUGCCGACAAAGCUACUGCGAUUGACAAGAUCCAGGAUGGAUUGCAAUAUUUGGCAUAUAUUGUCAUUUCCACCUCCAUGACAACUGCCUAAAAGAAGUUAAACCAAUCCACCGCUUUAUGUUGUCACGAUUCUCCGUGCAUUGUGUAUAUAAUUUUUACUUGCAUCCAUCGAUUCAGUUCCAUUAUAUUGUACAUUGGAAAGUUGCUUACUAUUUGUUGCUAGCUUGCGCAAAAAUAUCAGA